Acipenser ruthenus (sterlet) is the source of this 4148-nucleotide messenger RNA. Its product is annotated as testis-expressed protein 26-like. The transcript has 6 exons. Bases 2677 to 3315 code for a protein of 212 amino acids. The record is from RefSeq and is a predicted model, not a curated record. Gene Ontology annotation, cellular component: cytoplasm. NCBI's taxonomy places the organism in Eukaryota, Metazoa, Chordata, Actinopteri, Acipenseriformes, Acipenseridae.
AAAAAAAUCAGAGAGAGUCCAUGGAUUCACAGACAAUACCUUGUUUCUUGGUACGGUGAACCUGGAAGACCAAGGAUUGGAACACAACCUCAGAACUGUCUAUGUAAUGUUCUAUACCUGUCCUGCAAAACUAUCAACUUUGUUUAUGGUAUGUUUUGCCAAAAAUGUAACACAAUAAAAUAUGUAAGAGAGACAUUAUAACUAAUAGUUCAACACUUUACAAAAAAUGAACAUAACCAUGAAUGACCUCUGAUUUGCAGUUUUAGAAAAAAUAAAAUGAGAUAAUGUACAAUACAUUGGAAAAUAAAUGGAUAAAUAGAAUACCACAUUCUUAAACAUAGGUAAAGUAAAAAUAAUGCACUUAUGUUUUUUGUAUGUGUAUAACGUAACAAACAUUUUUAAACAUUUAUAUAUAUCUUGUCCUUGCAAACACACCUGUAUGUUAAAUUAAAUGUUUGUUCAGUUUACAGACAUUAUGUUUUAUAUUAUAAUUACUGAUAUCAUAAAACACUGAUGUCAUUGGGAGGAACGUGAUUUGCUUGAAUGAAGAAGCACGCACUUUGAAUCCAGCCAAAUCAGAGGGCUUGGUUGUAGAGGCUGAAAGUCACAUUUGCAUUAGUCACAACUUUGAAUAUAGGAGAGCUUCUCUAAGUGAGCUUUUGGAAAUGAAAAAAAGAAAAGGAGACAAAGAAAUCUAUUAACAAAACUAUUGUCUGUGUUCAAAAGCAUGCUUGUGUUUAUAAAACUGCCCAUGCAAAUAACGCCCACAAUGGUGUGGUUUACAUGCAAUAAUAAAAAUAAGCCUCACCUUCUUGGCACUCUACUUUGGUAGUACCUUUCCGGAAAUUUGGGUUUGCAUGUAGUUUUCUUUUAGGAAUAGAAAUUCUUUCUAAAUCUGACCUCUACUUUCCUUCUACUUCCUCUCCCACCUCUGACCUCUCUAUCUCAGUAUCCCUUAACUCUAACUCUCUCUCCAUCUCCUUCUGCUAAAAACCUAGGUGUUAUUCUUGACCCCUCCCUCUCCUUCUCUUAACACAUCUCUUCCCUGACACGCACUUGCCACUUCUUUCUUAGCAACAUCUACUGAAUCUGUCCUUUUCUCACUACUUAUUCCACUCAACUCCUGGUCCAAGCUCUUGUCCUCUCCAGAUUAGACUACUUUAACUCUCUCCUUGCUGGUCUCCCUGCUUUGGCUGUCCACCACCUUCAGCUCAUUCAAAAUUUGCUGAUCAUCUCGUAUUCUCCCAACCUCGCUACUCUAAUGCUACCCCUCUGCUUAGCUCCCUCCACUGGCUACCUAUCUCUGUGUGCAUUCAAUUCAAAACCCUUGUUCUUGCCUACUGCUCUCUUCACCACAAUGCCCACAAAUACUUCCAAUCCCUCAUGUCUCCCUACACCCCCUCUCCGCUCCUCCUCUACUGGCCAACUGGUCAAGCCUUCUGUCCCUCUCUGUCCUCCCGUGCCCACCCCUUCUCUUUCCCGACCCUCUCUGUUUUGGAACCAGCUACCGGAGAACCUCAGGACUGCUCCAUCUCUCACUGCCUUCCACCACUUCCUUAAGACCCACCUGUUUAGACUGCACUUGUAGAUUGUUUGACCUACCACUCCUACCAUGCACUGGGCUUGCCUGACCUAAGCACCAUGUCCUGGACCCUCACCUAAUGCACUAUCCUUGCACCACUGUUAUGUCACUAUAAAUAUAACUUGUUGCUUGCUAGUUUCAUAUUGUAUUUUAGUUGUCAUAUUGCACUUACUGUAUACUACACUGUAUUUAAAUAUUAAGCUUGCAUUGUAACCCUGUACUACCCUGUAACUAACACCUGUAAGUCGCCUUGGAUAAAGGCGUCUGCCAAAUAAAUAAAUAAAUAAAUAAUAAUACAGCCUUUAGUUAUAGUAGAAAGUUGUUUGAAGUUACAUCACAACAGGAUCUUCACUCCUGAAGUCUUGUGAACAUAUGGUACACCCUUAGUUUUUGGUCAAUUUGUACAGCUUUUUAGCGUGAGAAGGCGAUUUACCCACCCCUUAGUCAUACCUUGUUCUGGCCAUGCACUUCCUAUAACGUGAGGACUGUGUGUGAUAUGUAUGUGCUACGUCAGAUUUUCACAACAAUGGAGAGAUCAUUUUGAGUUUUUAAACUGCAUGUAAACCUUGCUUUUAAUUCUACUGUAGUUCUUGAUAUGUAUUGUUUGUAUACCUGUAAGUCGCCCUGGGUAAGGGCAUCUGCUAAGAAAUAAAUAAUAAUAAUGAUGAUAAUGCCAUUAAAGUCAAAAAGAGUACUUUUAAUGAUGUAUUUGUUCAGCUGGAAACAAUCAACUCUGGAGUCACAGUGGUCCCACUACCCGGUAGGGACAUCACGCAAAUAAAUAAGUUUCUGCAAUGCAAAAAAUUGCAUUUACAGGUACAGUAUGUGUUAAAAAUGUUUGGUUAAUACAAUUUAUUUUCCAUUUCCAUGGGCCAUUUAUAGAUAGCAAGAAGCACUGCGAUCCUUAUGAAACUACAAAUAUCCGUGAAUAUGUUUACAGACCAAAUCCUGCAACAGAAGCUGUUCGCCCCAUGUCUUCAAAUGCAUAUACCUUCCCUUAUGAACUGAGCGGCCCUGUUGGUGCUAACAGAUACAGUGAGGACUUCUGUUGACAGCCAUGUUCAAAACCUGAAAUCAUACGAAGCGGGUCCUCUAUGGGAAGUAAGAGAGACAAUCCUCAACCCCUACAGGAUUGGAGGGUGCUCAGAGGAGAGAAACAGAAAUCGUUAGUUUGCAAGUCACCCUGGAAUAAACCUGUUUCUGAUGAAGAAAUAAGAAAAGUGUUGUCGGGACAGUACCGCUCAACCUAUAGGGAGGAUUAUUUGGGUUUACCUCCAGAUUUUCAAGGAAAACAUGUGCCUCCUAACUGGAAGAAGGACAUCUCUCAAUUGCCUUUGACUGAGUUUAGAUACCGCUACCAACAUCCAAAGCAGAGUCCUGAACUUAAGAGCUCCACCUCCCGCUACGGAAAUAAUGCAUCUCAUCCUUUUCCAGCUAAAGGAGUGGUUCCAAGUGUGACCCUCGCUCACAUCAUUAAUCAGGAGAGUAAGAAGCAGCUAACUACUUACCAGAGGAUGUUUGGAAACAAUAGCAUGGGCAUUUCAACAGCCCUGAACUCUUUGCAGCCUAGAGAAAUUCAAGAAUUCCUUAAGACUGUUCCUGAGCAAGACAGAGCAGUGUUGCAAAGAUUUCUGAAAAACACUGCUGGCAGCCAAGCUAAGGAUGUUUCAGGAGGGUCACCAGCCAAGCCAGCAAAUCCAGUGUGGAUGUCAGGGGUGCCCGGUCCUGUGUAGCCUGCGGUACCUGGAAAAAGCAUUAAGUCAUGUCUGAAGUGGGAUUUAAAAGACCAGGAUAAAUAUGAUUUUUGAGAGUGUGGAGUAAGACCUCUGCAAUCAAUGCUGCAAAAAGUGUGAUUUGCAAUGCUCUUUUCUUUUGUAUGUCUACCUUGAAUCGACAGAUACUGUCUGUAAAAAAAUGAAAAUCAGUAAAACAAAAUGGUUGAUGAAAUGGAAGAUUUUAAAUGAUCUGCAUUUGAAGACAGUAAGGAAACAAUCAUAGAACUGUAUAUUAAGUUGCUGUUAGUAUAUGUUUUGUGAAAAUAGUUAUCCAGCUGAUACCCAGCAUGAUAAUUCUGAUAGACUUGAGGGGGUCAGACAAAUUCUGGAAGUGGGGGGUGGGGAGGAGAUCCAACUUUUGAUUUGAAUUUGUAUGUGUGCAUUUACUUAUUCUGCGUUCAACAAAUGUUUGUGGCUUGGAUCAUUUGUCUUCCUAUACUGGGUAUGGUAAAGUGACACGAAUGAAAUGAGUUGAUAACAAAUACUGAGCAAUUUGUAUUAAAAUAAAAGGACUGUAAAGCAUAACAGAAUAUGAAAGUAUAAUCUUGUGUUUGAAAAUGAUAAUUUUGAUACAGAAGUGUGCAAAGGAGAACCUGUGUCAUAUCAGUCAUAUUCAAGCCCACCCUAACCGGUGGAUACAACACAGAACACGGCCAUGUUAUAGCUAAUUUCUACAGCACUCCGAACCUCAUUCCAAACAUAAUUGUAUGCCUUCUUAAUGCACAGGCACCUGCAUCAACAUACACACAGUACUGUAAACCCCAUUUCAUUUUGCUCCAGUAUAAUACUGG